Colletotrichum graminicola M1.001 is the source of this 1338-nucleotide messenger RNA. Its product is annotated as RNA recognition domain-containing protein. Lineage: Eukaryota; Fungi; Ascomycota; Sordariomycetes; Glomerellales; Glomerellaceae. The transcript has 3 exons. The record is from RefSeq and is a predicted model, not a curated record. Gene Ontology annotation, molecular function: RNA binding. The coding region runs from base 1 to 1338 and encodes 445 amino acids.
AUGUUCAUUGGUGGUCUCAACUGGGAGACUACUGAUCAGUCCCUUCGAGACUACUUCUCUCAAUUUGGGGAGGUUGUCGAGUGCACUGUCAUGAGAGACAGCAGCACUGGUCGGUCAAGAGGCUUCGGUUUUUUGACCUUCAGAGACCCUAAAACAGUCAACAUUGUCAUGGUUAAGGAGCACUUUCUUGAUGGCAAGAUUAUCGAUCCUAAGCGUGCGAUUCCCCGAGAUGAACAAGAGAAAACCAGCAAGAUCUUUGUCGGCGGCGUUAGCCAAGAGACUACCGACCAAGAAUUCAAGGACUAUUUCGCUCAGUUUGGGCGUGUUGUUGACGCUACCUUGAUGAUGGACAAGGACACCGGUCGUCCUCGUGGAUUUGGCUUCGUCACAUUCGAGAGCGAAGCUGGUGUCGACGCAUGCUUAAGCACCAGCCUUGAAAUUCACGGCAAGCCAAUCGAAGUCAAGAAGGCUCAGCCACGAGGCAAUCUCAGAGAAGAAGAAGAAGCUGCGCGACGGGGCGGCAAGUUCAGGAAGGGCGACGACAAUGCUCAGAGUGGACAGAACGGCAUGGGAAGUACUCAGAUGGCUGCGGCCGGAGGCAUGACGCCGCAGGUCAUGGCUCAAUAUUUCCAGCGGAUGCAGCAGUACUUCGCCAUGAUGCAGCAGCAGAUGGCCAUGAGUCGCGGUAUGGGCCCUAUGAACCCGGCUAUGAUGCAGCAGAUGAUGCAAAUGCAACAGAUGCAGCAGAUGCAAAGUCAGAUGAUGGGCCGCGGUGGGGGAGGCGGCAACGGUCAGCAGGGUAUGAUGGGCCAGAUGACGCCUCAGAUGAUGCAGCAGAUGCAGCAAAUGCAGCAGCAGAUGCAGCAGCAGAUGGGACAGCAGGGCGGCCCCCCAUCUGGGCCUAGCGGCAGCUUCAGCCCACAACAGCAGAUGUUCGACCCAUCCCAAGGGGGUCAACCGCAGCAACAGCAGCAACAACAACAGCCUAGCCAGGGCCCACGACGGGGCGGCGGUGGCGGCGGUGGAGGUGUCCCCCGCGACCAGUACAACCAAGGGGGCGCCUAUGCCAUGGGUGGCGGUGGUGGCGCUCCCACGUCUUGGGAAGGCAUGUACGACGAUGUUCCUCAGCCCAACCUGAACCAGGGCGGCCGAGGGGGUUACAGAGGCGGGCAUCGCGGUGGUUCCCACAGCGGCGGCUCGCACCAGGGAUCUCCGGAUCCUGCGCACGCUCCGCCUGCCAACGCCCCUACGGGACCGAAGAACGCGGGCAGACCCGGUGCCAACUACCGCGGCGGCGGUCGAAGCGGAAACCGCGGUUUCCACCCGUACUCGCGGUAA